AUGGAGAACGAUGUCACAGAUACGGAAGGUAUCCAGAACACGAGAAGCCCUCUGCUCGAGGUGCCAAAUGAGAUCCUCCAACACAUCGCAAUCCUCCUGCCUAGCGAUUGGGACAUCAUCAAGCUCGCUUUGACAUGCAAAGAGAUCAAAGACAGGAUCCUAGGUCCAGAUUGCUCGAAUGCAUCAUUCUGGGGAACCCGUUUCCAACAAAUAUAUGACAUGCCCCAAGGACGAAGUUCCCGCGAAGUGAUGAUGGAGUAUCAGACCCGUUCAAUUGUGCUCCAACCAAUCGACUUCCGGCGAUACAACUAUGACCAACAGCAACUCUGGCUUCAGGUCAUCAAAACUAUGCUGAAAGAGGUAUUGAAUCUGCCUUUACCCGUGGGAGCUACGUCGAAGACCUACGAACAGCUUCGCGAGGCAGUCCGUAGCUCCAAGUUCCUGAGUAGACCGAACACCAAGCACAAGAUCAAGGGAAUCUCGGCUUACUAUUACCGCAUACAGCUGUGCCUAUCUGCCUUUGCUCUCGAUUCGACAGUCUCCCCAGCUGGCUUCCGUGACGAGUACAGCAUCGCCUCAGUAUAUUCUUCCCAUCGUUACUACCCAGAGCUCGAGGUACCGUUCAUCCAGCAUGACCGUUUGGAUCUUAUCGUACUGUUGGGAAUGCGCAGCUUCUGGGCGAGACAUCUCCUGAGCCCCACCGAAGGAACCUUCUACGACUCUUUCUCCAACCUGGCAUAUGACCUCAAGCCCAAGAUUCGAAAGACGGACGGAACCAAGGCCACAGACCUAAGCAAAUCCUGGAUUGGCUACUACUCUUGCCUCCACCCACUGCCGAUUCCAUUCCAUCAUGAACAACGCCGACAGACAUGCGCAGACCUAGACUCACACUGGGACCAAGUUGACAUCCUAUCCCUCGAGAUCGAAUCGCAGACAUACGAGUCAUUUUGGCCUGCGGAAUGCGAAGAGCUUGUUCCCCGAUGCGGAGGGCCCGAUAUCAAACGGUUGUACUUCCAUGGCUACCAGAACACGCGCGGUGCAAGCCAUGAUGCAGCCAAUCCCAUGUUUGGCUUUGUUGAGCCAAUCGAAAAUGACGAUGUUGACUUUCCUGGAUGGUCUCGCAUUUGUUUUGUGAUCUGUGAAAAGACGGAAGGCAACGAGCAAUCGACUUGGUCUUCGGGGUCGCCUCGCUGGGUCCACGGGUACGAGGCUGUUAUCAUCCCCGGAGGAAGAUUUAUGCUGGGACGGUGGAUUGACAUGAAGAACACCUCUGGCAGAGGCCCGUUUAUCUUCUGGGACGUGUGA
Molecule: messenger RNA, 1305 nt
Organism: Penicillium longicatenatum
Lineage: Eukaryota; Fungi; Ascomycota; Eurotiomycetes; Eurotiales; Aspergillaceae
Exons: 5
Coding region: 1-1305 (434 amino acids)
Source: RefSeq, a predicted model, not a curated record